AUGACAUCACUGAUCCAGCCAUUGGAUGUAGGUAAGCAAAACGCUCGAUAUCGACGCAAGCUCGUUCGUUGUCUGCUUGAUGCCAUGCAUGCUGGCGUCAAUCGGAAGCUGAAUGUGUCAGAGGUUGUGCAGUUUGCAAUCGCCACUUGGGAGGAAGUGCCCGCUCAAGUACUGCGCAACUGCUGGUUGCCGUGCAACAUUGUCGACGCGUCGACAAUGGCUCGUCUGAGGCAGAAGAACGAUUAUGGUCUCGUGUCGGAUGCGAGCGUGGAAGAGGAUCUCGCUGGGCUGAUGAAGGAUAUGUAUGUUACUGACGGUGUCGAUGCGUACAUUGACGCAGACUCAGCAGAGCCAGUUGAAUGGGCGCCCAGGAUGUGA
Molecule: messenger RNA, 378 nt
Organism: Plasmopara halstedii
Lineage: Eukaryota; Oomycota; Peronosporomycetes; Peronosporales; Peronosporaceae
Product: DDE superfamily endonuclease, CENP-B-like
Exons: 2
Coding region: 1-378 (125 amino acids)
Molecular function (GO): nucleic acid binding
Source: RefSeq, a predicted model, not a curated record